UUGGUGUAGUGCCACUCUAUUUCUUUUGGUCCAGAGGGAAUAUACUGAAUAAUACGUGGUGCGACUUGAUUCGUCGUCUUCGAGUCUUCCCAGCGGAUCAGACAAGAGAGAAAAUUAAGAAAAUUCAUACAUUUAUCUUCAAAUAAAAAGAGGUAAAAUUUGCAAGGGCGAGAGUGUGCCAGAAAGAAGAAAUGGGGGAUCUAUACGCCCUAGACUUCGAUGGAGUUCUAUGUGAUAGUUGCGGAGAGAGCUCUCUUUCUGCUGUCAAGGCUGCUAAAGUGAAAUGGCCUACUUUAUUCGACGGAGUAGACUCGACCACGGAGGAUUGGAUUGUUGAUCAGAUGUAUAUAGUUCGACCUGUGGUGGAAACUGGAUAUGAAAAUCUCUUACUUGUGAGGUUAUUACUGGAGAUGAGAAUACCUUCCAUACGAAAGUCCUCGGUUUCAGAGGGACUCACAGUUGACGGUAUACUGGAGAAUUGGUCGAAGUUAAAACCUGUCAUAAUGGAAGAAUGGGAUGAGAAAAAGGAUGCUCUGGUGGAUCUUUUCGGAAAGGUUAGAGACGAAUGGCUGGAGAAGGACUUGAGAACUUGGAUUGGUGCAAAUAGAUUCUAUCCAGGUGUUCCUGAUGCACUGAAAUUUGCGAGCUCGAAGUUGUAUAUAGUUACCACGAAACAGAGCCGAUUUGCAGAUGCUUUACUGCGAGAGCUUGCAGGAGUAACAGUACCUUCCGAGAGAAUAUAUGGCCUUGGAACUGGUCCCAAGGUAGAAGUGCUGAAGCAGCUUCAAAAGAAACCAGAGCACCAAGGAUUGACUCUACACUUUGUGGAAGAUCGACUAGCAACCCUAAAGAAUGUCAUCAAAGAGCCCGAACUAGAUGGAUGGAAUUUGUAUCUCGGGGAUUGGGGGUACAACACUCAAAAAGAGAGAGAUGAAGCUGCUACCAUUCCCAGGGUUCAUCUUCUUCAGCUCUCUGACUUUACCAAGAAGCUGAAAUAACCAUCCUUUCUUUUUAAUUGUUGCCUGUCGAAGUUUCGAAUACCCAUUUCAUGUAGGUGAUUAAAAAAUCUCCCUCUCUCUAUUCAUGGUGCCAUUUUGUUAUGAUUAAUAAAUUCAGAAAUUCGUUCUGCUUUUCUUCAGGUUGUACCAUUAACCAAAAUAUCAGAGGUAUUUGAGAAAUAAAGGAACUUUGAAUUACAGAGGAGUUAGCAUGAUCAUGCACAAAUAAUUGUUAGAUUUUGAUUAUGGUCAUUCAACUGGUUCAUGGUCUCCUAGUUGAGGGGAUUGUAAUUACGAAGCCAACAUUAUCAUGCGCAAAAGAUAGUCCAUUGCAUAUGACAGUCUAUGAGAACGUACAAUUAUACAGAAGGAGGCAAACUUUAAGGAAAUUAUGUCACAUCUAUGGAAAGAAAUGCGAUGAUUCCAACCAA
Juglans microcarpa x Juglans regia is the source of this 1429-nucleotide messenger RNA. RefSeq lists its product as uncharacterized. Lineage: Eukaryota; Viridiplantae; Streptophyta; Magnoliopsida; Fagales; Juglandaceae. The record is from RefSeq and is a predicted model, not a curated record. The transcript is spliced from 9 exons. The coding region runs from base 192 to 998 and encodes 268 amino acids. Gene Ontology annotation, biological process: SNARE complex assembly. Gene Ontology annotation, cellular component: endosome; lytic vacuole. Gene Ontology annotation, molecular function: SNARE binding.